Messenger RNA from Glycine soja, 1809 nucleotides. RefSeq lists its product as uncharacterized. The coding region runs from base 217 to 1251 and encodes 344 amino acids. Gene Ontology annotation, molecular function: zinc ion binding. The record is from RefSeq and is a predicted model, not a curated record. The transcript is spliced from 3 exons. Lineage: Eukaryota; Viridiplantae; Streptophyta; Magnoliopsida; Fabales; Fabaceae.
CAAGUUUCAUUUUUUUUUACCUUUUUUGUUUUGCGUGUGUUUAUGUUUUUGUAACAAUAUCUGAAGGUUAUGUCUCAAAACAUGAAAAGGGGUUGUUGAGAGAUAUGUAUUUUCCGCCUUUUAUUUGGUCACAUUGUUCAUCCUCUGUAAAUAACAGAAGGUUUUAUUUAUUUAUUUUUUUGCUUUUUUUUUUUUGUGUUUAUCACUGUGGGAGGUAUGUGUUAUGUAUUGUCAGGAGUUUCUUUUCCAAAUUUCUUUUCAGGUUUUGAAAUAUUGAUUGGAAGAAUUUAUAUAGGGAUUAUGGACCAAGCAAUAAGCAAAGGCAGUGGUGAGAUUUUGAAUCAUGUUGAUGAAAGGGUGGAUGAGGAUUUGAACCAAUUGGUUGAAGGAAAAGCAAUUGAUGCAGGAGCUGGACAUAGCUUGGGUGAAGGAGUUAGUGUAAGUGGAGAAGAUGGGACUUCAGAAGAGAUGUGCAAUGAUCUUAGAUUGAAGAAAGAGCUAAAGGAGGGACCUCAAGAAGUUAAUGAUCAGAACAUGGGUGACCCACAAGAAAUUAAUGAUACAUUGCAUGGGGUUGAUCAAGGAACUAGUUAUAGUUCAAGAGAUUUGGUUAGUGGGGAAGUACCUGAGACUUGUGUUGUAAUAGAUCCUUUUACUCAGAUUGAGUGUGUCAAUGGAGAUAAUAGGAAAUUGGAAGCAAAACCUAAGGAAUCAGGGUUGAACAAGGUGUCCAUGAAAGUGACAAAAGGGGUGUCUGAGACUGAUAAAAAUUCAUGUGUGAUUGAUAUAAACCGUGGCAGCUGUGAUGGCUUUAGCGAGAAUUUGGAAGGUGAAAUGAUUUGUAGGAUUUGCCAUCUGGCCUCUGGGCAACGAUUGGAAGCAGCAGAUGUUGGCACUGCAAGUAGUGCUACUACUAAUACAGAUUUGAUUCAGCUCGGUUGUGCAUGUAAAGAUGAGCUAGGGAUUGUGCAUAGUCAUUGUGCUGAGGCAUGGUUCAAGCUUAAAGGAAACAGGACCCUUCAGAAUUUGAAAGCUGUUGGGUGGGGGAAGCUCUAUCAGUACUUUUUUUCCAUUCACAUCCUAUGUACUUGUUGUGUGAAAUAUGUGGUGAGACUGCAAAAAAUGUUUCGGAUGUUACGGAUAAUGGAUUUAUUGAAGAGUGGAAUGAUACUAGAUUCAUGGACAGUGAUAAUACCUCAUCCAGAAGGUUUGGUGGAUGCUUGUGCGGACAACCAUUUUGUAACUUCUUAAUGGCAUGCCUGGUAAUAGCUUUUGUUCUGCCAUGGUUCUUCCGUGUAAAUAUGUUCUAGUGGAGGAGUCAAACACUAUUCUUUCCUUCAAAUCUUCAUCCCUGCCUAAAUGAUGAGUGCAUCAUUGGUUCCUUGCAUAUUCUUUUUCUGAAGGGGUGGUAAUGCUUAACCAUGACCAACUUCACAUUUCUCAGGGUAUGUAGUUCCCUGAAGCCUUGAAAUUUGGUUGUAAAGAAACUUACCAACUUGGCAAGUUAUGGCCAAAUUGUUUCCCAAUUGCAUUCUUUUGAUUGGAGUGCGUGUGGCGUACUGAGAUAUAUAUAUAACUGCGGGAUUCAAUUUAUGAAGGAGUAAAGCAAAGAAGAUAUUGUACUUGUGGCAUAAAUGCUAAGUUAGAAACAGUACAUUAUUCGCUGUAAAACAAUCAAACAUAAAGAGCCUCUCCUUGAUUUUCCUUCUCUCUUUUUCGUUUUUUCACCUUUUUCUUUCUUUCUUUAAUAAUCUCUGUACACUUGUCUGCUAAUAUAAAGUUCAAAGAAUCCAAUGUCAUUUGUUGUCA